GUUGGGCCGGACGAGCUCGAGCGAACGGCCGGUGGGGCGCGGGGAGGAUUUGAGGUGAACGGCCGGACAGUCAUAUGAGAGCGGCUAUUCUGCGGAGCUCCGACAGGGACAUGCCCACAAGUAGGGACAGUAUGAUGUCCUACACAGCAGAGAAUCACCACCAGGUCCGGAUGAAAGCCUAUUACAAAGGGGACAUCAUGAUAACACACUUUGAUCCCUCCAUCACGUACGAAAAUCUUUGCACUGAAGUCCGUGACAUGUGUUGCUUGGACAAUGAGCAACUCUUCACAAUGAAGUGGAUUGAUGAAGAAGGUGACCCCUGCACUGUCUCAUCCCAGCUGGAAUUAGAGGAGGCGUUUCGGCUGUAUGAGCUGAAUAAGGAUUCUGAACUGAUCAUUCAUGUGUUUCCCUGUAUACCAGAACGACCAGGAAUGCCUUGUCCAGGGGAAGAUAAAUCCAUUUACAGACGAGGUGCGCGGCGUUGGAGAAAGUUAUACUGUGUAAAUGGACAUACUUUCCAAGCCAAAAGAUUCAAUAGGCGAGCACACUGUGCGUUUUGUACUGAUCGGAUCUGGGGCCUAGGUCGUCAAGGCUACAAAUGCAUCAACUGUAAGCUUCUUGUCCAUAAGAAAUGUCACAAACUGGUUACAAUUGAAUGUGGACGUCAUGCUAUCAGCACACAUCCUAUUCCUUAUCCUUGGGGAAGUAGUGAUCAGGAGCAUAUGAUUCCAGGUGCUGACAAUGCAGAAAAUAUUGCACCAGUUAUUCCAUACAAAUCUUCCAGCCAAGAAAACCUGGACCAUGUUGGUGAGGAAAAAGAGGCCAUGAGCAGCAGGGAAAGUGGAAAAGUUCCCACGAGUUUAGGUGUUCCAGAUUUCGAUCUAAUCCGUGUCAUUGGAAGAGGUAGCUACGCUAAAGUCCUCCUCGUUCGACUGAAAAAGACGGAGCGCAUUUAUGCAAUGAAAGUUGUGAAGAAGGAACUGGUUAAUGAUGAUGAGGAUAUUGAUUGGGUACAGACAGAAAAGCACGUGUUUGAACAGGCAUCAAAUCAUCCUUUCCUUGUAGGAUUGCAUUCCUGCUUCCAGACUGAGAGCAGGCUAUUUUUUGUCAUAGAAUAUGUGAAUGGUGGAGAUUUGAUGUUUCAUAUGCAAAGACAACGGAAACUUCCAGAAGAGCAUGCCAGAUUUUACUCUUCAGAAAUCAGUCUGGCCUUAAACUAUCUUCAUGAACAUGGGAUCAUUUACCGAGAUUUGAAACUCGAUAAUGUGUUGUUGGACUCUGAAGGGCAUAUUAAAUUAACAGACUAUGGAAUGUGUAAGGAAGGCUUGAGGCCUGGAGACACAACCAGCACAUUCUGUGGUACUCCCAAUUAUAUUGCUCCAGAAAUCCUGAGAGGGGAGGAUUAUGGUUUCAGUGUGGAUUGGUGGGCCCUGGGAGUGCUGAUGUUUGAGAUGAUGGCAGGCCGAUCACCUUUCGACAUAGUGGGGAGCUCAGAUAAUCCAGAUCAGAACACAGAGGAUUAUCUCUUCCAAGUCAUUUUGGAAAAACAAAUCCGUAUUCCACGCUCCCUCUCUGUCAAAGCUGCCAGUGUGUUAAAAGGAUUUCUCAAUAAGGAUCCUACAGAGCGGCUUGGAUGUCACCCACAGACAGGAUUUGCUGAUAUUCAGGGUAAUCCUUUCUUCCGCAAUGUAGACUGGGACUUGAUGGAACAGAGGCAAGUCAUUCCACCCUUCAAGCCGCAUAUUUCUGGUGAAUAUGGACUUGACAACUUUGAUUCCCAGUUCACCAAUGAACCCGUCCAGCUCACUCCAGAUGAUGAUGAUGCUGUAAAGAAGAUUGACCAAUCAGAAUUUGAAGGCUUUGAAUAUAUCAAUCCCCUUCUGAUGUCAGCUGAGGAAUGCGUCUGACCAGCUAGAAUCUGCAUUGUGGCCACUGCCUCCAACCUUACAUGCGAACGAGCUGAAAAACGUGAAUGUCUUGCUUUAUGAGCAGAAACAUUGUUUUUUUACAGUGCAGCUAAUGGUUUGAGAAAACUUGUCUCACUCAAUUCUGAUCCUGCGAAUGAUCAAUAAAUACCUGCAUAUGUCUGUUCCAGCUUAAACUAGUUUACAGGCAUGUUGCCUGAGUUCUCAGCCACUGCAACUGGAGAUAGAUUACCUAUCUAUCCCAAUAUUUUCUGCUGAUGCUAUUAACUUGAUGAACAGGAUAUUUUUGCUGGGGAGUAAGUGUUAACUUACCUAAGAACUGACUUGCUUGUAUUUUUUUUCCAUUGGGACAUUAGGUGGAAGCUAACUUUUUAGUCUCUUAGUGUUAUGGUUACCUUUCUCUGUAUGAUUUAAGGGAUUCAUUUUCUCCCCUAAGACUUAUUUACCAGCCUGUGGCUAGUAGUAUUACUCAGGGAGAUGGCAGCUGGUAGCUUUGACAGAAAUGCUUUUGUUGGGAAAAUAUUACCCUUAUCCACUGGAAAGGUAUGUUUAAGAUGAGAAGAAAAUCAUUUCAAGCACUACUUCCAAAUACUAAGACAAUGCCAGCAAUAUAAUUUACAGAAACUUGAGUUGUGGAAAAACUGAUGGCAUUUAUCUCAUUUGACAAUUAAAUUUUUUUCUAAAUUCAGAACACUUUGGUACCACAUCAAUGAGAAUUACAAAAAAAAUGCACAUACUGUGACUGUACUGAUGUCUGCACUGAUGUGAAGGGUGUCUUAUAUAAUGUGUAAACAGCUAAAGUUUUCUUUUCAUGUUUCAUUGAUUGAAGCUUUCAGACUUGACAAUAUAGUGCACUGAAGCUGAGCAGCCUGGAUUGUGCAUCAGAUAAAAAAAACUAUUCAAAGCUGUCACUAUUAUACUUCAUAACAUAAAUGACUAAAUUGUCUUUUCUGCCUCAUGCAACUUGUAAUGGCUCCAGCUGAUACCAGGAAAGCAAAGCAAAGCUUUCCUAGGAAUUGCUCAAAUAAUUAGAAAUAAAAAAUACCGUCAUAUUCUUUUUCCCCUUGCCUUCGCCUGGAGAAAGAGCCCCCAUUUCAAAAUGUAAUAUGAAGUAGUGUUUACUCGAAUAUAUUUGGCUAUGUUUGAAAAGGCUUUUUUUCUUACAUUCUUGCCCCACAGGAUUUUUAGACUUGACUAAUUUCAUGUUAGGAAGCAGAGCAAAGCUAGUUAUGAAUUCUUGGACAAAUCAGUUUGGUAAUGUUCGGCAACUUCACUUGUGACAUUUCCCAUUCCAGAGUUCUUUUUGUUUUACAAUGGCACAGAAGGAUCACCCAUUGUCCCAUAUAAAGAAAUUCCGUGUUGUCAUGCUUGACAAAUUGCAAUUAUAAAUUUAUAUCAGAGACAAAGUCUCAAUUUAAUGUGUUUUGUUCUUCUACUUAUUUGUGUUGAUAUGGCUUUCUUUCCCUCCCACUCCAUGAUAUUAGUGCACUGUAGUGUCUACAGUUUUGAUUCUAUUUUAAGAAAUAAUAUGUUGUAAUUUUACUGAAUUUGGGAAGUGUUUUCAUCUGGUGAUGAUGAGCUCCAGUACUCCUUAGUUUUUUAUGUUCCUGCCUUGUCCACACCUACACCCAUGCACACUUCAGGUUUCAGUAAUUGCAUUCAAUACUUGACAUGGCUACUCAGUUACUUAGCUUCUUGAAAGAGGAUUUAUCGUGCCAAGUGCUGCAUUAUCCUAAAUGCUGCGAAAAGGCAUGACCACAGACUUAGCAAUAUUUCAUGUUUCUCUCAACAUUUCAUGUUUCUCUUUAAAACUGCUCCUUACAAUCAGCAUACGUUUUUUUUCUACUUGCCAAGCGCCCCCUUUAAAAGAGCUGCAGAAGUUAAAUGUGCGUUUGUUUUUAAUUACUUGGGAUUCAGGAACUGCUUAUGGUAUUUUGGUGUUGCACUCAACAAUUCCAUCCAUUGUUCUGUGCAAGUAAAAGCCAUUCUCAUUACUUAUGACUAAAAGUGGCAGUGAUUUGUUGUUCUCAGAGUCAUUGGUUUACAUGAAUUAAUAGGUCAAACUCGGAUGCAUUCCAGAAUAUUAGAGUAUUUGGGAGACUCUAUCUUUCAAUGUCAUACAUUCUUUGUAAUGAUAAAAGUGGGUUUGCUGAUUGUCAGAACAUUCCACUGCAGUGAUUAAUGUCAGUGCAUAAUACAAUACUUUUAAUAUCUAUCAAUUGUAAAGCACAUAAUUGCUUAAGACAAAUUUGAGAAAUACCAGUGGGUGUAUUUUUUAGGAUAAUGGCACUGUCCAAUAUGUUGCAUGUCCCCUUUAAAUCUGUCAUGCAUUUGACGAUGCUGUCAUAGAGAUUAGAUCCUUCAGGUCAUUAGCUUUUUGAGCAGUGCUAAUAACACUAUUUUCUGCUUAUUUAGAGAGAUGAAUGUUACCAUGCAGAUGCUGGCAGCCAUCAUGACUUGCACAAUUAUUGAAUUUUACUAUUGUCAAGCCGAAUGUUAAAUAAAACAGAGCUUUUGGAGCCAGUUGAUAUUUUUCCAAACUCUCAAUCUUCCUCUUCCCCACAAAGCCUGUUGUCCAUCAUUUCCUACUGAAGGCAGCAAAUCUUGCUGGCAAAUGAAAGCUGGGAAGUUAACAAAUUGGUAUUCUUCGUGUGAAAGAUGGUGAGUGCUGGCAGGUUAUUAAACUGUAAAUUGUGGGAAACGGUGACCAGUCAUUCCCAUGAUGAAAACAUUAACACUUAUACACCAAGGUAAUGGAAAACAGCUGACUUAAUAUUUAUUAACUUGGGGUCCGCAAUGUACAAGGCUCAGCUCAUCGGAAUGAAUGUCAAUCAGAAUUCAGCAUUGCUUGUUUAUUUCUUAAAAUGCCAGUAAGCUGAUGACGUAACUACAUAAGUAUUGGGAACAUGCCCAGCCCCCGACAAAUUGCAGUCAGAGCACCAUAUUGUUACUCAGAUUUACAGGAGAAUUGACAGGUUUAUGUAAUACGAAGAAAUUAUUUCGCAUUUCUGUGGGAAGCAGUGCUUGAUUGUGUACAACUACCAAGAGUAAGUUGAAGUUCAGUGGUUGAAAAUUAAUGGAGAUUUAAAAAAUUUUGCAUUCAGAAUGAUUAGUAAAAUUAAAGAGUCACACCACAUUUUAUACAUGCACUAAGUAUUUAACUAUGAGAGUUGUGUUUGCACGUUAAGGCCCAACCAGCAGUUGAUGUUAAACGGCACCAAGUUGUAUCACUCAUAUCUCAUACCUAACCUUAUUUCCAUUCAGGUUCCUUUUAACAUUCAAGGAGUAGAGACAAAUCAAGUAACUCUUCUAAAUAUUUACCACCUCUAGUACUAACUUAUGCCCAUUUAACAGUCAUAAAGAUUGAGAUUUGUACAGUCACACUUUACCUUCAAAUUUUAUGAUCUGAAGUCUGUUGCUGAUUGUAAUUGGUGAAAUUUGGAAUCAGUAAAUUGAGGACUUAGCAGUUUAACACUAGCCUUUUCUUUCAUAUAUCUGGUUAUUGGUUUAAAAAUGAAUAAAUAUUGAUUUGUUUAAAUUGGAGCAAUGCAACAUGGUAUUAAGUACACUGUUUCUGGGAUCUGACUGUUACUUUACCUUUUUCCUAUUAUUGCCCUGCUUAAUGCUCUAGAUGUAUUUUUCAAAUGCAAUUUAAUUUGUAUUAAUUCCAAUGCUUUCUCUAUAUGGGGACAUGCAUCUUCUGUUUGCUUUGUAGCUACUUAGUGAAAACUACUUGUUUGAAUUUUACGUUGCUAAUCUGAAAAAAUUUUUAUGCUGUAAUGUGUAAUAACGUAAUAUCCUCCAUCAGUUCAUUUCGACUAAAAUGUGGGCAAAUAUAGUUUUAGAUCCAGUAGCAAGGUUUGGCUUUGAGACCAUAAUUGCUCGUCUCGCACGGAGUUGAGUGGGAAUCUUGUCAGUUUGUGAAUUGACGUUAAUGUUUCAGUUUUUUCAUUAACCGUAGUUUUUCAUCAGGCAGUCUUUUUGACAUUGUUUAAUCUUGUGUGGUGUCUUAGAUUAUUGUGAUUAUUAGGAAUUAAUCUGUUUUACUCUUUAAAAUUGGCAUGUAACAUUGUGUUUUUUGAUCAUUUUCAACUGAAGGAAGUUCCUGUUCUCGACCAUCCAUCUCAAGACACAAUCUCUGUCCUGUCUUGUUUGCAUAUUCCAUUGUCAGGUUCAUUGUAAUGGAUAGCAGCUCCUUCGGCUGGGAUGUUCACUUUGCGUUUAUGUACCAGGGAAACAAAUACGAACUCUGACAUUAUAGCAAGAGACCAAAAUUUAGUCUGUUUUCUUAUAGGUGUACAUUGAAUAAUAAACAUUAUUUUGGUGAGGGAGGUGGGAGUGUCAUCAGUUUGAUUCAACUCAAUAUGCACAUUCCUUCAAUGAGUUCACUAAUCCAUUAUACUGAGAUUGUAUAUAAUAAUUGGAUAGUAGGUAACAGGCUCUGACUUCAGGCACAUCUGCCCUCUAUAAACUCCUACUGUAGUCCUGCCAUGUCUAUUGUGGCAAUUUCCUGGAAAGUGCUAAAGUUAUUAGCUGAUAUUUGUGCAUUAAAGACCCACUUUAUAGACUUUUAGAAGUUGCAAAUAUGUAUAGAUGGGAACUUAUCUUGAUUUCUACUAUUGCUGGUGAAUUGUAGAGAUCUCCCCAUUGAUUGAGUUUAAAAAAAACACACUCCCUUGCAAAAGAUUCACUGGACUUUUAAUGUUAAAGUAAUUGUUUUCUCAGUCAUAAAUGUUCUCUCAAUUUACGUGGGAGUUGAGCUAGCUUCUGCAAUGUACCUCUGAUGAGUUUGUAGCUUUCUGCCUUGUAUUAGCUUGUUAGCUAUACUGUCUGAAUAACUCUGCUGAAAAACACCUUGAGUAUUUUCAUAAUCUCAUUCCUUGAAAGUAGUGAAUUCAGGCCUUAAGACUCUCUAAAAUCUCUGACUUCAGAAAUUGACUCUUUUUUGUGGUGGGGGGCUAAAGCCCCAACCCACCAAAGCACAGUCUUCUAUUCUGGAGUAUUGCAGUGGAGAGAGCAAAUCUGGAAUCUGUCCAGGUAAUUGUCUAAAGAAUGAAUAUGCUAAUGUUAACAGCUUAGCAGUCAAUUAUAAAUUGUGGAAAGAAAUCUCUGCCAUGGUUGGACUUCUCUAAACCGAUUUAGGUUAGAUCCUGGAACAUAGGGCUGGCGAAUGAGUUUGUUCCGUGCUUUGCAUCUUGAACACUGAUUUGUCGAGGAAUAUUGAGUUAUGGAACAGAGAUAUCAGAGGAGCAGGAAAGCUGACGUAUUGGGUCUGGACCCUUCUUCAGAAAUCAGAACUCUUCAGAAAUUUCCUGCUGCUGUGGUGCUGCUUGGCUUGCUGUGUUCAGCCAGCUCUACACCUUGCUUACUCAGAUUCUCCAGCAUCGGCAGUCCCUACUAUCUUUGAGUUAUGGAAUAUGUUUUAGAUCUGAUUAUGCUAGAAAAUUUAGGUUUGAGGCUUGCAUUAGUGUUGAAUGAAAUUGCAGAAUAGGGUGGUGGGAGGGGCAAAUUACAAUGCUGAAACAUUUGCUUAAUUAUGAUAUUGUAAAUCUAACAGCACUACAUGUCACAUAGUAGUUCAAUGGUACUUAUUUACAUGCUGAACCAGAAGUAAUCAUGGGCACGUAUGUGGUUCAGUGAAAAUAAGAAAAGUCAAGAAUGCAAACAGGCAAUUCUGCCAAGUACCAAGCAUUUGUUGCAAAACCUCUUGAGGUAUCCAGUUAUUCUUUGAAUUAGAAAUAGGUUUAUUUGAUUGAAGAGCAAAGGAAUUCAGAUUGGAAUAGUUACUUUAUCCGUUCUAAGUACAAUGUACUUUUCUUUGAUUUACAAUAUCUUUCCCUUGCCCGCCUUUUUUGUGAUUAACGCAUAAAGAUUUUUCUUUAUAGAAAAUAUUUUUUAUACUUUUGAUGCACAGCAUAAUUGCUAUUGUUGCAGUUUUCUGAAAGUAAAGAUGAUUUAAUGGAAGUGUUAAGAAUCAGAUCAUUUUUCAUUUACUGUUUAUUUACGUGCCAAGAUAGCAACAAAAAACAGAUUUUUUUCAAAUUGAUGUGGAUGAAUAGUUUUUGUGCUUUUAUAAAGGGGAAUGUGGGAAAUGAAUUUCAAAAGUAAAUAUGAAGGGAUUAUAAUUAGUCAACUUCAUACAUUUCACACUCGAAGUGAACAUCUUUUUAAUGAGGCAUUUUCAAUCUGGAACAUAUUUAGCUAGGAACUAACAAUUUCAUGUAAAGUAUGCCACAGUCAGAGAUUGAGUUGUUAUGCAUACUUGGAUAAAGGAAAGCUUGAGGAAGUUGGGGUUUGGUGUUUACCUCAAGCUUGCAUAGCACCUUCAUUAUUUCUUUCAUCCUUUUUUACUUAAUACAACAGCACCUGGCUUUUUGCACAGAAAUUAAAGCCAUUUAUCGCUCAAUUAUGUCACAAAUGAAUAGUAUCAGUUUAUGUGUAGUGUUAUUAGGUGUUGUCAGGUGAGUGCUGGCAGUUUGAGAUGAAUAUCACUGUUGAGUGUGAUCUUUGUCUUUACUUAACUACUGUAUAGUAAACUCUCAUUAAGGCACAAAAUUAGUAAUUAAGAGUCCUAGCUGGUGCAACUCGCCAGCGCACAUUUUCUGCCCCUCCCCUAUCCCCAAGUUGCAGUAACCCUUCCCCACCCAAUGGCACCUCAAUUCACAGGCUAAAAUGCAUCUCUCUGUAGGAGCAGCAGUAGACCAUGCGGUCUCUUGAGCUUCCUCUAUGAUUUGAUACGAUUAUGGCUGAUUUUGUCAGUUCUACUUCCAUGCUCGCUUCCCAUGUACCUUGAUUUCCAAAGACACUGAAUACUUGUCUAUCUCAGUGUUGAAUGUACUCAACUCAAAGCAAAAACAAACCAAAGAACUGCAGAUGAUGGAACUCAAAAACAAUAACAGAAAUUGCUGGGAAAAACUCAGCAGGUCUGCCAGCAUCUGUGGAUGGAAAGAGGAGUUUAUGUUCUGGGUCCAGUGACCCUUCUUCAGAACCGUCUUUGGAGAAUUUCAUAGAUUCAUAGCACUUUCUAUCAAGAAGGUUCUCAUUCUCAAAUGGUCCUAGGCUGUACUCGUAUCUUUGAGAUUCUCCAGUCAGAGAAAGCAACUUCGUAGUACCUAUCCUGUCAAGUAAUUUCAGAAACACGUUUUUCAAUUAGAUCACAUCUUGUUAUUCUACACUUGAUUAUAAACCCUAUGUACUCAGUCUGUCAUGUCGCUUGACAGAACCUAUAGUUGUGUCUGUCCCUUGAUUGCUGUUGAACAGACAAUCAUUCUUUAUAAUUUCAUCGACAUCCUCAAAAAACGUUAAAUUUAGUUAAUCAUGGACAACUGUUGUUGUCAAGGACUGGAAAAAAAUUUUCAUGUCACAGGAUCCCUAGCCCUUUAAUUGGUAUUUAAAAUGAAAGCUGCUGCCUGACUUUAUCAUUCUGGUUCAUGUUUUUUUAUGAGAUGGGAGGAAUGCAACUUCUAACUUGCCUGUAAUACUGUAAUCUGUGAGUUAGCAGAUCUGCUCCCUUAUGUCAUGAAAAUCAGAACUGGGCUAUGUGAUUUGGCAUGUGCAAUCGCUCUCAAAUGUGUACCUUUAAGCUAAAGUUUUCUUUACUUCUUCAGUUGCUAGCCCAUAAUUUCCCAAUUGAAGUGAAUCAUGAACUGACCAGUGCAAAAGUGAAGUAUCCCAGCCACCACCUGUCAUACACUGGCUAAUUCAUAAGGUUACACAUGUACCCAUAUCUGAACAUUAUCUGAUCUCUUGUGCUACCUAUAAUUUGUAGCUUUGCAUGAAGCAUUCUGUGUAUACUAGUGUCAGGCUCUAAUUCAGGGCUUAAAAAUUGCACCAUUAACAAGAAUGAUGUUGAGAAUUAAAUUAAAAUGAACUGCAUUUUCCACACAUUUGUUUGAAGCUUUACUUUCAGAGUUAUUCGAUGUACCUGUGAUAUCACUGUCAAUUUGAUGUUCAAUCUAAUACAAAAGCAAUAGUGCUUUGUGAAAUAGUUUUAUAUUGCUUCCAACCUGCAUGAACAUUGGAUUCCUAUAUAAGGACCUUGAAGGAAUCAUCAAAAAACAUGCAGGAACCUGUGACUAAUUGUUAAACAUGAAUUGUCGUUCUUCACCUCCAUUUCUAAUGACGGCUGUCAGUAAUGUGCAUUUUAAUUAUUGCUAUUAAUGGCUUUAGCACCAAUGAUAAUGUAAAUUGGAUUUUGAACUUUCCACCUUUAUUACUUAACCCAACUUAUGUUAAAACAUAAUUUGGACAAAAGAGGAAUUCUCCAUUCGGGAGUGACAUUUGAUGUUUUGAUUUGGAUGUUUGUAUUCCCGGCUUGUUUAAGUGAAUUUGUGUUUGUCUUCUCAGAGAUUGUACUAAUUUGUGACUUUACAAGAUAAUCCUGUAAUGGAUUUAUGGCAACAAUGAGCAAUAAUUUGUUUCAAUUCAGGGUUACAUACCUGGAAUUACCGCAAGAGAACUACAACUUUCUUUAAGCAUAAAUGAAAUUUUCAUAGUGUACUGCACCAUGGGUUGUUUUGAGUAUAGGUUCCGUGUGUGAUUGGCUUGAUCUGUUUGUGUACUUUCUGUUCAGCUGUUAAGAUGAAGCUCAAGUGCUUCCUUAACUUUUGUUUAUCAGGAAACUUUUUGUGAAAGAGGUAUUGCCACCCUCAGCUCUUGUAAGUUUGCUGCUUUAUAUGUUCAGCACGUACAGAACUGCAGCCUGUCUGUGACCUGAGAUUAGUUUGUGGUGAACCAUACUACUGUAAAUAUUUCAAAUUAGGCCAUUUUUUCUUGUGUUGUGCUCCUGUGGACCUUUUAAUGUUCUUCAUUUUGAUUUUACUUGCAUUGAUUUGUAUGUUUCUUUAUGUUUGAGUGUAUGUAUAGAGCAGGUGCAACAAAGGUGAAAUUAGACCUUGCAGUAAUGUUGCACUUUUUAACACAUUUUCAAAGACUUUGCAUUCACUUUGGAACACGAGUAUAUUUUUAUUUUUUUUUAAUUGGGUGAACGUCACAACACGUUUAUUCUUUGUACUUUAUAUAUUCAAAGGUUUAAAAAUCUUUUCAAAACUACUGCAUUGACAGCUGAAUUGUUGCAGAACAUGUCUUAAACUGAUGCAGCGUGCCGUGUAUGUUAACACUAAAUGCCAAAUACUGUCAUACACAUUGCUGAAUGUGGCAGGAUAUUCUAUGGGUUUAUUUUUUAAAUAAAGGUUGUGCAAACUGAAAAA
Molecule: messenger RNA, 11134 nt
Organism: Stegostoma tigrinum
Lineage: Eukaryota; Metazoa; Chordata; Chondrichthyes; Orectolobiformes; Stegostomatidae
Gene: prkci
Product: protein kinase C, iota
Exons: 19
Coding region: 75-1907 (610 amino acids)
Biological process (GO): protein phosphorylation
Molecular function (GO): protein binding; ATP binding; diacylglycerol-dependent serine/threonine kinase activity
Source: RefSeq, a predicted model, not a curated record